AUGCUGACUUACCAUUUGACACUUGGUCCUCAAAAUGAACCUGGUAAGCAAGUCCAAAGUGCUAUUAAGAUAAAGAACACCAGCAAAUCUCAUGUAGCUUUCAAGUUUCAAACAACCGCUCCAAAAAGCUGUUUCAUGAGGCCUCCUGGUGCUAUUCUUGCUCCUGGCGAGAGUAUUAUUGCAACAGUUUUUAAGUUUGUGGAGCCUCCAGAGAACAAUGAAAAACCAAUGGAUCAAAAAAGAAAAGUCAAAUUCAAAAUCAUGAGUCUGAAAGUCAAAGGGAUGAUGGAUUAUGUACCUGAGCUAUUCGAUGAGCAGAAAGAUCAAGUGGCAGUGGAACAGAUUUUACAAGUUGUUUUUCUAGACGUGGAACGCCCUAGCCCUGCUUUGGAGAAAUUGAAACGUCAGUUAGCCGAGGCAGAAGCUGCUCUUGAAUCCCGAAAAAAACCUCCGGAAGAAAUCGGGACAAAAAUUGUUGGUGAAGGUCUUGUUAUAGAUGAAUGGAAAGAGAGAAGAGAGAGAUAUUUGGCGCGACAACAAGUUGAAGGCGUAGACUCGGUUUAAUAAGUUUGUUCCUUUUAUGUUCAUUUUGUAUCAUUUGGUGUAUGAUCAUGCAGUACAAUCUGUUUUGUUCUGUCUUGUCUUGUCUUGUUCCGGUCUCUGCACAGAAGAGUUGUGCAGACGUUUGAAAAAAAAAUGUUUCCAUGUAAAAAGCUUUGGCGAGUUGAAUCUGUAACUUGAGAGGUAUAUGGUAAAUUAUCACAUUCAAGUUGUUGGUGGGUGCAUGUACAAUUGUACAUGGUACAAGGUACAAGUCCAUACAGCACAAAGGUACUACUUGGACUUGCACCCAUCUUUCACUUUACCAUC
This is a messenger RNA of Lactuca virosa, 870 nucleotides long. NCBI's taxonomy places the organism in Eukaryota, Viridiplantae, Streptophyta, Magnoliopsida, Asterales, Asteraceae. The record is from the annotation of a GenBank genome assembly.